Molecule: messenger RNA, 3908 nt
Organism: Balaenoptera ricei (Rice's whale)
Lineage: Eukaryota; Metazoa; Chordata; Mammalia; Artiodactyla; Balaenopteridae
Gene: TIRAP
Product: TIR domain containing adaptor protein
Exons: 5
Coding region: 398-1078 (226 amino acids)
Biological process (GO): signal transduction
Source: RefSeq, a predicted model, not a curated record
GUGCCAGGCGCCCCGGCCCCGGGGGCUGCCCUCACGGCUGCCACGGCCGCCGGCCUCUCCGCCUCACCACUGACUGUGUGUGGCCAUUGGAAAAGUCCGGCAUCAUCGUCCUCACUUGCCUGAAAAGAAAAAAGGUAUAAACGCUUCCCUGGCAAGGCGUCGAGAAGACUCAAUGAAUGAACAUUUACACAGGAAGUCCUUACAACAAGCUGCCUGCCAGCCGCCCUUCCCCAGAUCCCGAAUGCAACCCUGGCCAGGUGGCACGGAGAACCGUCACUCUGCUGGUCAUGCUGAGCUCAUACUCUGAUGGCUGUUGGAUGAGGUCAAGACUGGGUCCCCUCCCUUCUCCCACUUUACCAAUGCCUGAUCUCAUGGGGUUAGUUUGGAGCCCACCACUAUGGCAUCAUCACCCUCCUUGCCAGCUCCUCGUUCCAGGUCCAAGAAGCCUCUGGGCAAGAUGGCUGACUGGUUCAGGCAGGCCCUGUCGAGAAAGCCCACAAAGACGCCCGUCUCCCCAGAAAGCACCCGCAGUGACGUCUCACAGCCGAGCUCCUCGGACAGGCCCCCACCCCUGGGCCCCAGCCCAGCGGUGUCUCCCACCCCGCCGCCGACACACGUGGGCGCCCACGGCGGCAGCAGCGGCGGCAGCGGCCGCUGGAGCAAAGACUAUGACGUGUGCGUGUGCCACAGCGAGGAGGACCUGGCGGCCGCGCAGGAGCUGGUCUCCUACCUGGAGGGCAGCGCUGCCGGCCUGCGCUGCUUCCUGCAGCUGCGCGACGCGACCCCCGGCGGCGCCAUAGUGUCCGAGCUGUACCAGGCCCUGAGCAGCAGCCACUGUCGCGUGCUGCUUAUCACGCAGGGCUUCCUGCGGGACCCGUGGUGCAGGUACCAGAUGCUGCAGGCGCUGAGCGAGGCCCCCGGGGCGGAGGGCCGCACCAUCCCGCUGAUGUCGGGCCUCCCCAGGGCCGCCUACCCCGCCGAGCUCCGAUUCAUGUACUUCGUGGACGGCUGGGGUCCCGACGGCGGCUUUCGCCAGGUCAAGGAGGCUGUCACGCGGUACCUGCAGACCCUCAGCUGACACUUCUUACAUCAACACGGAUGCAGACAGUUGGAGCAAAGCUGGGAAUGGAGUUAGAGGACCUAGGACCUUGGAUUCCAGCAGACGUGCCAAGUUGUAAGGAGUAAGUUUGCAGCACGUUGUAUGUGACCCUGGAAUCAGAUUGUCCGUGGCCUCCAUAGCCGUGGGCUCCCAGGAAGGCCUGGGGAAGCCAGAAAGUGGAGGUGGAAGGAAGUGCUGAUACCAAGACAUCACCCACGUGUUGCCUCCUGCGUGACCGGACGUGGAGCCUGGCACAUCGUGCCUAUGUCUUCUUCCCCUGGAAUCGGGCGCUGGUGUCUAGGCGCCUUCCUCCCGAAGAGGUGACUCACCUGAGUAAGGAGCUGGGAGCCUGGACUGCUUGCCUCAGCUGGGUGGUUUUCCCAGUUGCCUGGGGAAGCCCUGAACAGGUGUCAGGAGAAAACAACAGGUAUAGCGUCUUUCACACUCACCCUCUUGCCGGGGUCUCCCAGUGAGUCGUUCACUUCCGAAAGCUGCGUGGAAGAUGCCCUCAGCACGUCUACAGGACAAAUACUGUCCUGUGUUCGUUUUCACUGCAUGCCUGUCAUUAAAGACUCACACCUAGAAACGAGUCUGAAUAGACAGAAGAGGGGAGGGAGCAGGUGGGGUGAAGAGAAGGAAAGCUCAGACCCUUUAGCUGGGAUCAAAAGCCCACCCACCAAUGCUCUGACAUAUGGGGGCCUCAUCAGGCGUCUGGCCAGAACUCCUGCUUUUACAGUAGUUCCUUCACCUCUGCACUCAGAGGAAUCAGCGUAUUUCUUCUGGCAGAUGAUUGUCUACCUUGUAGUACAGGCAGAGUUUCAUUCAUCUGUUCUCAGUAAAACUUGGUUGUUGAACUGAAAUGAAUUUAUGAUUCCCCUGAUGUGUACUUUUGUGUCUCUUCUCCCACUUCCCCCUACCACAUCUCCUCCUUUUACUGAAAAAAAUGUAUAUAUAUAUAUUAAAUUGAGAUAUAAUUGACAUAUAACAUAUUAGUUUUAACUGUACAUGAUUCGCUAUUUGUAUAUAUUGUGAAAAAAUUUUAUUUUUAAUUACAGAUUAUCUUAUUACAUACAAAAGGACUAAAGGAUAAUACAGUGUACACUCACGUACUCAACACCCAGCUUAGAAGCCAAACCUCACAAUCCCCAUGUUGCUCCCUUUGUGCCCUUACAUUCUCUUCCCUACUCCCACCAGAAGUAACCACUAUUCUGAAUUUUGAAUUUAUCAUUCUUAGCUUUUCUCUAGAAAUUUAUUACAUAUGUAUGCAUCCCUGACAAUAUAUUAACUUUUACAUGGUUUUACACUUUACAUAAAUGGUGUUAUAUUCUGCAAAUUCCUUUUUUUUUUUUUUUUGCCAUGUUUGUAAGAUGUAUCCAUGUUGAUUCAUGGAGCUGCAGUAAAUCCACUUUCAUUCCGUUAUGUAAAUAUACCACCAUUCAGUCGCACGUGUUUUUACAAGCGGGCAUUUGGUUGUUUCCAGGCUUUUUGCUGUUGAAAACAAUGAGCCUGUGAGCGUUUUUAUUCUUGUGUAUGUUUCCAAGAGCAAGAUUUUCUAGGAUUUAACCUAGAUGGGGAAGAGCUGGGUAGUGAAGAGUGCGCACCUUCAGUCUUGGUAGAAGAUACCAAAUUUUCUUCCAAAUUGGUUGUGCAAUUUAUGUUCCUGCCAUUUGUGCUUAAGAGUUGCCACUUCUUCAUGUUCUUGCUAACAUUUAGAAUUAUCAGAUUUUUUAAAUUUUAUUUUUUUGCCAUGCUGCACGGCUUGUGGGAUCUUAGUUCCCUGACCAGGGAUUGAACCCGGGCCCCGGCAGUGAGAGCACCGAGUCCUAACCACUGGACUGCCAAGAAAUUCCCUAGACUUAUCAUCAGUUUUUUAAGUGUUUAAUAAGCUGGUGGAUGAACACUGGUAUCCCAUUGUCAUAAUAUUCUUUUUUUCCUUUUGCCUUUUUUAUAAAAAAAAAUAUAUAUCAUACACUAAAAGGAGGAAGGAGGAAGUUUGAUGAAUCCCCAUAUACCUAUCACCCAGUUUUCAACAAUUAUCAACUCAGAGAUAAGCUUUUAUUAAUAAUAACCCUACCCAUUAGUCACCCGACGAUCAUUUUGAAGCAAAUCACAGGUAUUAUUUUCUUCUAAAUAUUUAAGUAUGUCUCUCUAAAUUAUUAGAAGUUUAAAAAAAAAUGACCACCAUAUAACAGUAUCUUUUAAAGAACAGAAGCUUUAUUUUUUAAUGUGAAAACUUUUAUCUAUUACUUUGUAGUCUGUGCUUUUUGUGUCUUCUUUAGGAAAUCUUCCCUACUCCUGUAUUUUCUUCUGGAAGUAUUUCACAUUUUGGUCUUUAAUCCACCUGGAUGUUUUGUUUGGGUUUGUUUUUGUUGCUCUUGGUUUAUAAGUUAGAGAUACUUUUUUUUUUUUUUCAUUUGAAUAGCCAUUAUUUACUGACUAGUGCAUCCUUCCCCCACUGAUUGUGAUGUCACUGCUGUCAUACGUUGUCAUACGUGAGGGUCUGCUCCUGGGUUCUCCAGCCUCCUCCCUCUGUCUGUUGAUGUAUCCCUGUGUCAGUGGCAGCGUGGCUUACUUACUGUUGUUGUUAGUAAACCUUGAUAACUUAAUAGGUCAGCUCUUCCCACUCCUCUUAAUCAUGAAAAUCACUUCAACCCUUCCUGUUCCUUUACUCUUUCAUAUAAAUUGUUUAUUCAGUUUGUCAAAUUCCAGGAAAAGGCCAGUUAAUAUUUUUAUUGGACUUACAUUGAGUUGAGAGAUUAAUUUGGAAAGGAUAGAUGUUUUAAUGAUAUUGAAUCAUUCUCCUAAUAAA